AUGGCUCCUAAAUCUCUUGUUGUAUUAGGUGGCACUGGUUUUCUUGGAAAACACAUCUGCGUUGCUGCUCUUAACGCUGGCUGGAAAGUCACUUCCUUGUCGCGUUCAGGAAAACUAAGCAAAGAUCAGCUUGAAGGAUUCCCUAUUCAAACCAUAUCUCAAAUCCAGUGGAAAAAAGCCAACGUUUUUGAUCCUUCAAGUUACCGAAAGGAGUUGGAAAAUGCAGACGGUGUUGUUCACACUCUUGGUGUUAUUUUUCCUGAUGCGCGUUAUAAGACCAUAGUUAACAGUGAUGUCUGCAAUGAGUUUCCAAAAAUUUUGGAAACUGCUAAAGACAUUGCAAUUUCCAAGUCACCACUAUCAUUUUUUUCAACCCCUUUUUCAAAAUCUGCAAACCCUAUGAACAAAACUCCAGUGAUUGAUCAAACCGUUAAAAAUGAACAGCUAUUUGAAAAACUUAAUAAAGAAUCAGCUGUUUUGUUGGCACAAGAAUUUUCCAAGAUUAAGCAAGAACAUCGCUCAAAUGAGGAAGGUCCUAAGAAGGGCAACGCCUUUGUUUACAUUUCGGCGGAGGAUUAUAAUAAGUUUGCUCCUGAAGAGUAUAUCGAGUCUAAACGUGCUGCUGAAAGUUUGAUUUCUGAUAUCGGCGGUAUUAGAUCUGUCUUUUUAAGACCAGGAUUUAUGGUGGAUAAUGGUUCUAAGGGAAACACUUUAAGAGAUUUUUUGGGUAAUGCGUUUAUUUUGAGAAAUAACUUAUCAAAGGUCUUUGGGGUUGAAGAAUGUAUAGGUGCCAGUCCUGUUCUUUCUACACAAACUGUUGCCAAAGCUGUAGUUGAAGCAUUAGAUGACCCUACAUUAUCGGGUCCUAUAAGUUUGGGUGCUCUUCAUAAAUACGCAACUGAGUUUGCCAAGUAA
Molecule: messenger RNA, 915 nt
Organism: Magnusiomyces paraingens
Lineage: Eukaryota; Fungi; Ascomycota; Dipodascomycetes; Dipodascales; Dipodascaceae
Exons: 3
Coding region: 1-915 (304 amino acids)
Cellular component (GO): mitochondrion
Molecular function (GO): protein-containing complex binding
Source: RefSeq, a predicted model, not a curated record